CAAAAUAGCUAAACCGAGUAAAACUUGUGUCGCUGACAACUGACGAAUAUGUUAGCAGUUUUGAAUGCUUUUCUUGCAUGACUUCGCAUCUUAUAUUCCAAUUAAUAGCAAAAUACCAUACUACCUACAUAUAUCGUAUGUAGCCAUAGCUGUGAAAUGUAAAGGACUUCCAUUCAUGAACUUCUAUAAUCUGCUGUAAGACAUGUGCAGAAUUUCUAUCGCCUAAAACAGACGUCGUUGUUCAUCUCUUUAGGGGAAGAUGCAAUAUCAUUGACAUUCAGGAGACAGACGAGAUUGAUCUUCUAGUCCUGCCUUACAAUUUACAACGAUGGCAACAAAAGAAUGUAUUACCGAUGAUCUUCUCUGUGAGCUAGCUGAAGACAUCGAGACGGGUGAACAGAUGGAGAUCUUAGGACGAACGCUUGGAUUCAAACCUGCAGCCAUCAAUAGAUACGCAGAGACUAACAGACUAGAAGGACGGGUCACGUGCAAGGGAACACGUGACAUGCUGUUUGACUGGAGACAGACUGUGGAGCCAUCCAAUCAACAUCCUAGGCUGAAGCAAGCUCUCAAUGAUGCUAAUCUAAUCAUGCUUGCUGAAACUUAUAUUAAGGAGUCCCAAAGUGCCGAAGAUAUCUACUGCCAGAAUAUCUCGGAAUCCUUAACUGUUCGGCAAUGCAGAGAAAAGUUAGAGAACAGAUACCUUAAUGACUUGUGUAGAAUUCAAAUGAAACCCUGGGAUAAAACUGACUAUGCUGAGUUCAAGAACAUGCACACGACUGUCACUCUGGUGAAAAAGGAUGCGAAUGGUCAAGAUUUGGCGAAGAAAGUGGAGCUUGAGGGGUCUGUUUCCGAAAUAUUUUCAACGAAGGUUAAUGAUGCACUGCCAGUUCGAAUCCUUAUUUCUGCUCCUGCUGGAAGAGGGAAGACCACCGCUGUUGCUAAAAUGGCAUAUGACUGGGUUAAGAAAAAAGGCGGAUCAGCAUUAGAACACCUUCCACUUUUAUUCGUCGUGAAACUCCGUAAGACGAGUCAUCAUACAUCGAUUGGAGAAGCCAUCAUAUCUGAGCUAUUGAGUGACGUCGAUGAUCUGACACCAGAGGGUCUGGAGAGUUUCAUCAGAAGGAAUCAAACAAUGUGCCACAUUAUUCUUGAUGGGCUUGAUGAGUAUGCAGGAAUAUCUUCAUCAAACAAUAUCGUCAGUAUCAUUCGCUGGAAAGAAUUCCCAGAAUGUCGAGUUCUUAUUACCACACGACCUUACCUGGAGAACUACUUCAAUGAAGGCGAACUCCUAAAGGUGUACACCAAAAUGUGGAUUGAAGGCUUCUCAGAGGAAAGCUCACGAAAAUACAUCGACAAAUUCUUUACUCUACGCCCCGAGAAAACACAAAAUUUAAAGAAGUAUCUCAGUGAUCAGCCACUAAUUGGUGAGCUCGUCAAAUCACCUUUAUUCUGUCUCAUGGUUUGUCACUUAUGGAGCGAAGGUAUUUUAGAUACUAAAACUACGACUCAGACCGAACUAUUGGACAGUGUUAACAUUUUCUUGAUGCACCAUGCUAAUAGACGGUCACAAUCUGAAAGAGGAAUUACAGAGGAAGAUCUCAAUUUACUUAUUCAGAAACUGGGUAAGGUUGCCCUAGCUGGUCUUCUAGACGACUCUAAAAAGCUUGUAUUCACGCGACACGAUUUUCGAAGAGUUCCUUAUAUUGUUGAUAGGGCAUGCGAGAUUGGGAUAUUAUCCAAAACGACUAUUACAGCAUCGAAGCUCCCACGGACCCACAAGCCAACUUCAAUUGCCAUCGAGUUUUAUCACAAGCUUGUCCAAGAACAUUCAGCCGGGAAAUACAUUGCUGCUAAAUCAAAAAGACGUAUGUUAACAUGCAGGACCCCUUACUUGGACAGAGUACUGCACAAAAUAACAGAACAUAUAGGGGAAUAUGAAAAUCUCAUCCGAUUUACGGCUGGGACGGAUAACAAUUUGGGUGUGCAAAUAAUGGGGGCGCUCUUGGAAAACGAACAUUUGGACGAAAGUGAGCGAUAUCGCAUUCUCUUAGACUGUUCAUCAGAAACAGCAGGUAAUGAAGGAAAUGUUAAGUCAUUGAUAAGCAAAUGUGUUAACGCCACGGCCAUGCUUCUGAAGUCACCAACUCUAUACACUGUGGUUGGGAUGCAAAACCUUCCAGAUGAGUUGAAAAGACAGGUCAAGAAAGUAAAGUUCAUUGGUUCUACUUUCUCCGGCGAUCUUACAUGCCGAUUAUGGUCCUGCCUCAGAACAUAUACUUCGUUACGCACUCUCAUCAUCUCAGAUUUUUCUCUCAGUUUCCCUUCAUCUCCACCUGAGCUACCAUCUGUCACGAAGCUAUCAGUCGAGAAAGUGACGUCACAAAGCUACGAAGGUCUGGUCUCAUCUCUCCCUGGUUUGAUACAUAUCGAUAUCACUAUCGAUGAUGCAGAUGGAGACAUAGCCCAUAUCGCUACUGGUCUUCGUCGGACAGGAGGUCAGAAGCUCAUAUACAUCGCCCUUCGCGUUCUGUUAUCACUCCCAUCAGAGAAGAGUCAUGUAUCUAGAGAGACAAUGAGAGGACUGGGUCUGCUGAUCAAGGAACAUACCAAGAACCUGAAGCAGCUCUGGCUGGAAAGGGUGAAGUGCACAGACGAGGAUGACUUGGUUUACCUCAUUGAUUGCUGCAGAUAUCUGGAGACGAUGGAGUACGUAGGGAUCUGGCACUGUGGGACGAUGUCGAAUGGCAGGCUGCAUUCUCACCUCAAAGGCCUUGACACUAAAUCAUCCAACGAUUUCCGCGUGUAUCUUCGGAAUAAUGAUGACUCUUUUGAUACUACAAUCUACUCCCUUACCCACAUAGAUUGAGCGAUUAGCGUGAGAUUGAAGCUAUAUUCUACGUGUUCUAUUAGCGUUUAUAUGACACCUAAAUAGAUCCUUGUGAUUUGAAUGGUUGUUUGAUAUCGUUCAUUCAGCCCAUUUUGCAAU
This is a messenger RNA of Lytechinus variegatus (green sea urchin), 2989 nucleotides long. RefSeq lists its product as uncharacterized. The record is from RefSeq and is a predicted model, not a curated record. Bases 329 to 2869 code for a protein of 846 amino acids. The transcript has 7 exons. Lineage: Eukaryota; Metazoa; Echinodermata; Echinoidea; Temnopleuroida; Toxopneustidae.